AUGACGUCAAAGCGUGGCCUGCUGGUGGUGGACAUACAAAACGACUUCUGCGACCCCAAGGGCGCUCUGCCGGUGCCCGGUGGCGAGGAGGUCGUACCGCUGGUGGUUGCUCUGCGGGAGAGUGGCUACUUCGAUCUGGUGGUCUACUCGCAGGACUGGCACCCGCGCGACCAUGUCUCCUUCUCUUCCGUUCACCCCGACGUGCCCAUACUCACCACCAUCGAGAUGCCCCAGUGGACUCAGCUGGUGGUGCCCGAUCACUGCGUGCAAGACACUUGGGGCGCACAGUUCCACCCCGGCCUCGGCCUGAAGGAAGGAGGCGAUGAUUUGGUGGUACGCAAAGGCUUUCCGGCCGAGACGGAGGCCUACUCUUGCUUUCACGACAUUCUUAGGAACCCGACGGGCCUCCAUGACCUCCUUCAACGACACAAGAUCACGGAGCUCUUCAUCUGCGGCGUGGCCACGGACGUGGCUGUGCUGAAUACCGUGCUGGAUGCAGUCCAGCUGUUCCCGCCUCACUCGGUCUACAUCAUCGAAGACGCGCUACGGGGCUUCGUGCCCAGCCUCACCGAACAGGCCAUCAACACAAUGAAGCAGAGCGGAGCGCAGUUCGUCCGCGUGGCUGCCUUGAAGAAAUAG
Molecule: messenger RNA, 639 nt
Organism: Acanthamoeba castellanii str. Neff
Lineage: Eukaryota; Discosea; Longamoebia; Acanthamoebidae
Product: isochorismatase family superfamily protein
Exons: 5
Coding region: 1-639 (212 amino acids)
Source: RefSeq, a predicted model, not a curated record